Messenger RNA from Symbiodinium natans, 3357 nucleotides. NCBI's taxonomy places the organism in Eukaryota, Dinophyceae, Suessiales, Symbiodiniaceae. The record is from the annotation of a GenBank genome assembly.
AUGGAGGUGUAUUCCUGGGGCAGCGGCAACUAUGGCCGGCUGGGACUCGGUAGCGGAGCUGAUGCCGCACGGCCACAGCUGGUCAGUGGAGUGCUUAACGGCUACGAAGUGGUAGGCACUGCCUGCAGCUGGUACCAUUCUGCGGUGGUUACGUCGACGGGAGAUGUGGCGACAUUUGGAUCAAAGAUCUCCAAAUGCCUCGGCACGGCAGCAAGCGGCAGCGACGUGUCCGAUGGAGCUGCGGCAUCCGACCACUCGCUGGGACCUGAUAGUGAUGAGGAAGACGAGAUCGCACCAAGGGGACUGAAGGCCAUUCCUCGCGCACGCGGAGGUGACCGACGCUCCCGGAAUCCGCUCCAUUCCGAAGGAAUUGGCCGCAGCACCAGCGACUUCGUCCCGCAUCUCCUCCGGUCUUUUCCAUCCAGGGUUAACGUUGUUCAGGUCGCCGUGGGCAGCGACAUGCUUGGUGCCCACACGCUGGCUGUUUCCAGAAAUGGUCGCUUGUAUAGUUGGGGCUACGGCCCAGCCUGUGGCCUCGGCAGCACUGCCAACGUCAGCACGCCGACUUUGGUUACCAAGUUUCUCGGCACAGGCGCAGGCGAGGGCGGCAGCGGGCGCAUGAGGAAGCAGGAGAUGGAACCGCUAGGUUGGGGGAAGCACUCCCAUCUACGGUAUCGACAAAGACCGUCGAACAAGCAUCUGGGGUUGCAUUUCCUCAGGCCAAAAAUUGCGAAGGCCAGCUGUGGUGGAGGUUUCAGCGUCGUCAUGAGCACAGAGGGGGAGGUGUUCACUUUCGGAGUGAGUGCCAGUGGCCGACUGGGGUUUCGAACAAAGUUUCGAGCGCAGCUCCGCCCACGUCGCAUAGAAACACUGGCUGAGGGUACGAUCGACAUUGCGGCUGGUGCUGCUUUCGUGCUCCUAUGCUCGGCUGCGGGGAAGCUGAUGUCGUGGGGUGACAACAGCAAGGGGCAGCUUGGAGUGGGGCACCUGCAAGAGUCCCAUGAGCCGCUGACGCUUGGCCGCGCCUGUCCGGCGGCAUUUGUGAUGCAGGCGGUUGCCGCUGGAGACUCGCAUUCCCUUGCGCUUGAUUCGGCUGGGAGAGCAUACAGCUGGGGUGGUGAAGGUGGUCCGAUGACAGGACAAGGGCAGCCAGUUCCAAACUCGACACAAGUGGACGCCGCAUUCCAGUUCCGCCUACGACAACUGUCUCACUGGUGGGUGCGGCCCCAUCCCAUUCGAGCCUUGGUUGGCAUCCGCAUCGUGCACGUCGAUGCCGGCUGCCUCCACUCCCUGGCGCUGUCGCAGGAUGGAGCCCUGUAUGCUUGGGGUGCGCCGCUACAGGCCGCCACCUCCCAGAGCAGCAGCGCGCCAAAGGGCAGACCCUCGCAGGUAUCCUGGAUACCGCGGCUUGUCGCCCCGAGCCCGAAGCUUCCACUGGUGCGUGUGGGCACUGCAACAGCAGGAGGCUGGCAUUCAAUAGCCACGGCGACGCCUGCCAGUCCGCUGGACAGGCUGCUGCCUGCCGAUUGGUCUCAGGAGGAAGAAAAAGACGAUGGUGUCGCUGCCAGUUCGAACCAGGUUGCAAUGGCAAGUCUGUCGGACUUUUGCGAUGCUUUCCUUGUCUCCGAGAAAGACUCGACGCCAGAGGAGGAGGCCCGGAUACCCGUGUGCUGCACAGCCAUUCGCGCUCGACUGGCAAUGCCUGAUGGCACAGACUCCCCUGUGUGGCGUGCUUUUUCAGCGCAGGUGGUUCGCCUUCGCCCAGAGUCCGUUGCCAUCUUUAGCACCGAGGCUCCGGAAAGAGAGGAAGAGGACACCGGCAGUGAGUCGGGCGGAUUGCUCGAACUAGCAGAAAUGCAUCGGUCUCGCCAGAGGAGCGUGGCCCAAAGAAAGCAUCCAACGGCUGCCCAAAACAGUGAUGCCGACGAAGCGGCUGGUUUGGCGCUGAACCCUCCGCCUACUCUGCAAAAGGCCAAAGGCAAGACAAGCAUUCCGAGGAAGAAGCCAAUUCCAACAUUCAGCUCGGAUUCUGACUCAGGGAAUGGUGGUGUUGCAAAGAAGGAGUUGCGAGACAAGAUGGUUGCCGCGCGGCCUGCUCCACAAGCGGCAGUUCCGAAGCGGUCUGUUCCAGAUUUCAGCUCCGAUGACAGUGCGUCUGAAGAGGAGCUAGUGCCUGAUGAUGUGAUCUCAGCUGCGCGGAGUCCUCCUGCGCGCUCGGAUGGCACGUCUGCAUACGGAUCCCCCGCCACAAGUGCUGCCGCGCGAUCUCGACACCAGCCUCCCUUGGGCUACCAGGGGCCUGCGUCAUCCGCACUCAGCGGCUUGGAGUUACGGAGUUUCGGUGAAGCGGUCUUGGCAACGCUCGUGCGCUAUUUCUGCACAAACACGCUUCGAAGCAUCGAAGUGAUUGAUGAGUCUCACCCUGCAUGGCAGCGAGAGCAGCAACUUCGCCUGCGACCACAUGGGUCCAGCCCGGAGGCUGCGGAUGAAUCUCUGCGCCCCACGCGUCUGCGAGCAGCUCGUGGCCUGCUCUUGCGGCAAGAGGUCCGCGAUCUACGGCACAUCGGUGUCUGCUUGGGCAUGGAGCGCUUGUCACGGCUCUGUGAUCAGCUCCUGCUUCACAUGGAUGCGCCGGGUGCACCGGCACUCUUUGUGCCAGCUUCUUCCGUUGGCACUGCGAUGUGGACGCUACUGCAGCAGACCCUGCGGCCUCCAGAUCGCGACGGUCCAGACACGGACCUCUUGUGUGCCCCACCAGGGCCGCGAAAGCAUCAUUGGGGUCCCCGGUGGCUCCCGGCGGAUGGACACCUGCAAGCCCACGCCUUCGUCCUCUGUGCUGGUUGCAGCAAUCUGCAGACAGAGCGGAGGCUUGAUGGGCCAGCCGAGUUGGCAGGAGGUGGUCGGCUUGGUCAGACCACUUUCGAUUCGUCUGAUACCAUGCCAAAACUACGCCUUCGCCGACGGGACGGAGGAGGCGGAGGCGCACCAACCUAUCAGUUGGACCUCCAGCAGUAUUCAGCGGACGUCGUCUUCGCAUGGCUUCGAUACCUGUACACGCAGGCAGCUGUCUGCUGCAGUAAUGCUGCUCUCUCGAUGAUGACUUGGAGCUCACAUGGCCUCUCCGUCGUGCUGGUCGGCAUAGAGACGACGAGGCUCAGGGUGGGUUUGCUGAGGCAGCUCAUGGUCGUUCCCCUCCUGUGUCCCCCGGUUGUGUACGGUGUGUGUGCAAAACCUGGUGCCGAGGCUCCGCCGGAGACGUGGUGGAUGCAGCUGCUGCACCUUGCACAGCUGGUCGGAGAUUGGAAGCUGCAACUGUACGCCCAGGACAUUGCGGUUCAAUGGGAUGAGGAACUGUAA